Penicillium alfredii is the source of this 843-nucleotide messenger RNA. Its product is annotated as 18S rRNA methyltransferase BUD23. Gene Ontology annotation, biological process: rRNA (guanine-N7)-methylation. Gene Ontology annotation, cellular component: nucleolus. The transcript is spliced from 2 exons. Lineage: Eukaryota; Fungi; Ascomycota; Eurotiomycetes; Eurotiales; Aspergillaceae. Gene Ontology annotation, molecular function: rRNA (guanine) methyltransferase activity. The coding region runs from base 1 to 843 and encodes 280 amino acids. The record is from RefSeq and is a predicted model, not a curated record.
AUGUCACGUCCUGAAGAUGUUCUUCCUCCCGAUCUGUUUUACAAUGACAAUGAAUCCCGCAAGUACACGACCUCUUCCCGCAUCCGCAAUAUCCAGGCCGACAUGACCAAUCGGGCCCUCGACCUCCUCGAUCUAAAAGCACCAUCUUUGAUCCUCGAUGUCGGAUGCGGUUCCGGUCUGUCUGGUGAAAUCCUGUCUGAUCUUCCCUCCGAAGAAGGCGGGCCGCACACCUGGAUCGGCAUGGAUAUCUCGCCAAGCAUGCUUGAUGUGGCACUGCAGCGCGAUGUCGAAGGCGAUUUAUUCCUUGCCGAUAUCGGGCAAGGCGUCCCAUUCCGGCCUGGCACAUUCGACGCCGCGAUUAGCAUCAGUGCGAUUCAGUGGCUGUGCAAUGCGGAAACCAGUGAUGUUAGCCCUGAAGGUCGCCUACGACGGUUUUUCGAAGGCCUUUACGCCAGCCUCCGCCGCGGAGGCCGGGCUGUUUGCCAAUUUUACCCCAAGAACGAUACCCAGCGCAGCAUGAUUAGUGGCGCAGCAAUGAAGGCAGGCUUUGGGGCCGGUAUCCUCGAAGAUGACCCCGGAACCAAAAACAGUAAAUUAUACCUGGUCCUUACCGUCGGUGGUGGUGGCUUACAAGGAGAUAUCACCGGGGUUGUUAAUGGCAUGGAUGAUGUCAACGUCCUGGAUGCCAGGAAAAGGGCCAUGGAACUGAACAAUGCCAAAGGCCCACCCCAAAAAGGUGACCGGGCCUGGAUCAUGAAGAAGAAGGACCAAAUGGAACGAAAGGGGAAAGUCGUGAAGUCGAACUCAAAGUAUACCGGCCGCAAAAGGCGCCCAGCCUUUUAA